Messenger RNA from Geodia barretti, 253 nucleotides. The record is from the annotation of a GenBank genome assembly. NCBI's taxonomy places the organism in Eukaryota, Metazoa, Porifera, Demospongiae, Tetractinellida, Geodiidae.
UGCCUUUUUCUAUGCAGGCAAUCUGGGCCUUGCCCCUCAAUCCCAGUAUAAUCAGAGCCUCCACCAGUACAGACCACUUGGCAGAGUCUCCCCUGCUCCUGCCCCAGGUCUGCAGGACGCUGGCCCUCUGUUUCUCAUCGUCCUUCUUGUCGACUGCCUCAAUGGCCAGCCACUCCUCCAUCCUCAGACCCAGGAUCUGACUCAGGAGGAAGGGAGGUGUGUCCUCAAACAGCCUCACUGCCAGUGGGUAAUC